AUGAACUACAAUCAGAGAUUCUCAGAGUCGACUGAAAAGCUGGCACCACUAGCGAGGAUUGAGUCUCCCGAUGCCCUGGUGGUAGGGACGACUCAGCUCUUCGAGGGUGGCCAGAUCCGGUACAUUCCUAUGCCCACGCCGGAUCCCAAGGACCCCCUGAAUCUGCCAAACUUGAGGAAGUGGCUCGCCAUCGGCGCUCUCUGCUUCUUUGGCGCGCUGGCGCUCGCGGCCGAAGCCAUCGUCGGCGCCCUCGUCCCUGUUUUUGUCCUCGAGUACACAGGCAUUGAUCCCAAGAUCCUCGCGCAGAUCGACAUCAGCCUGCUCGUUCCUCCUGGCCAGGUGAACCUCAACCCGCUUGAUAUCCUCUCCGGCCUGGGCGGACCCCCGUUGUCGAAGGUUGCGCUCUUGGCCUCGCUGCCCUUGCUCGUCAAUGGCAUCAGCUCGUUCUUCCUCGUGCCGCUUUCCAUCGCCAUCGGCCGUCGUCCCGUGCUUCUGUUCGCCGGCGCGUGUGCCUGGACUGGCGGUCUCUGGGCUGGCUUCUCGACGAGUCUCAACAGUCAUAUCGCCGCUCGCUGCUUCCAGGGACUGGGUGCCGGUGCCGUGGAGGCGCUGAUCCCGCUGAUUGUGCAGGACUUCAUGUUUAUCCAUCAACGCAACAAAGCCAUUGCUUCCAUUGGCGCAUCUCAAGGGUUGAUCAUUGUCAGCUUGGGCAUUGCCAGCCCCAUCAUCGUAGCCAGGCUCGACUGGCGUUUCAUUUACUAUCUCACCUCGGGUGUUGCCAUAGUGGCCUGGAUUGGCAUCAUCUUCCUCGUCCCCGAGACGCGAUGGGUCCGCAGCGCCGAUGAGCUUGCCGGCAAAGAAGUCUACCUUCUGCAGCCAGGCGAGACGCGUCCCCGCCUCGACGUGGCAGCCUUUGGCCCGCGCACAAACCAGACCGACUUUGGCAUCCUGCACUGCGGCACCGAGUGGAAUCUCGCCUCCAAGUCGGUCUGGGAGACGCUCAAGACGACCCUGUUCCCCAACGUCAUCUGGGUCAUCGCCAUCAACUCGCUCCUCGUCUCCAUCCAGGGCGCCGCCGGCCAGGUCGGCUCCUCCGUCCUCAUCGCCGCCGGCUGGGACUUCGAGAAGCUCGGCUUCGCCGUCGUGCCCCUCGUCAUCGCGAGCCCCUUUGUCUGGGUCUUUGGCGGCUACGUCGCCGACCUCAUCUCCAACGCCCACGCGCGUCGCAACGGCGGCCGCCGCGAGCCCGAGGCCCACCUCAUCAGUCUCAUCUUCCCCCUGGUCGCCGGCAUUGUCGGCGCCUUCCUCUUCGGCUACGCCGCGCAGAACAUCCGCACCCUGCCCAGCAUUGUCGUUCUCGUCGCCAUCUUCUUCAUCGGCUUCGGCUUCCUGACCGCGAACACCAUCUUUGCCGUCUAUCUCGUCGAGAGCUAUCCUCAACCCGUCCUCGUCAACGUCUCCUCCAUUCGCCUCAUCGUCGGCUUCGCCAUGUCGUUCCGUGUCACGGACUGGAUCCAGGACCUAGGCUUCGAGGUCAACUUUGGUAUCUACAGCGGCGCCCUGGCGGCUGUCGCCCUGCUGCUGCCGGCCAUGUACGUUUACGGCAAACGCAUUCGUGAGUGGACCGGGGGCCGCCUGGAGGCGCGCGUCGUCAACAACGUGGAUGAUGACAAGGACUGGAAGGCCGACGUGGGGAGGAGCUAG
Messenger RNA from Verticillium alfalfae VaMs.102, 1704 nucleotides. RefSeq lists its product as hypothetical. The transcript has 5 exons. Bases 1 to 1704 code for a protein of 567 amino acids. Gene Ontology annotation, molecular function: transmembrane transporter activity. Gene Ontology annotation, biological process: transmembrane transport. Lineage: Eukaryota; Fungi; Ascomycota; Sordariomycetes; Glomerellales; Plectosphaerellaceae. The record is from RefSeq and is a predicted model, not a curated record.